UUCUCUGGCCAGAGAGCGCUCAUCCUAUUGUACUAGGCCUAGAAUCUUGUACUAGUUUUAGAUAUUGUUGCUUUGCUAUCAGCUCUGAUUAGCUGUACUUAUUUCUGUUAUGGACUGGAGUCACCAUAUAUUUAUUAUGCAAUGUUUUGUUUCGUAGAAUUAAGCUAGUGGAUUAAUAAUAGGCCAAGGCUAGGCUACCGCUAAAUAUCAAAUGAUCAAAGUUUUUAAUAUAUUCUUGAUGACUAGGUAUUAGCCUAGUAUUAGGGCUAAUUUUUAUCUGAAGAAAAUACCAGUUAGGGUAGAGUUAAAGCUAUUGUUCUUGGUCAUCAUGUAACAGAAUAGUAACAGUAGGUGAUAGUUAAACAGUUUUAGAUUUCUUGAAUGACAUCAUGCAUGUAAAUGUUAGUAGUUGCUAUCAAGUUGUUAUCUACCUAUCAUCUGUGAAGUAAAAAACAAGAACUGACAGAAGUGGGCCAACCAAAGGCAUCAGAAAAUAACAAAACAAAGCCUGCGUCCACUGUAGAAGCCCCACGCCAUGGGUAACCUGUGUCCAUCUGUUGGGAAAAAACCCAAUGGUGCAGAAGUCAGGUACGCGCCCGACCCUAACAACUCUUCUGUCAACCAGUCCAUAGUUGUCGAGCGAGCAGACUCAAGCACAGACACGUCGAGGGUUCGUCCUCUACCAGGUGUUCCAUCUAAAAAUAGAGUCCGAGCACUUUACAACUUCGAAGCCAUCAAUGAAGAUGAUUUGUCAUUUAAAAAAGGGGAUGUUAUGGAAGUUGAUGAAGCCACAUCUGAAACAGAUGACUGGUGGCUGGCUGUCCACUGUAAGACAAACAAGCGCGGCUACAUCCCCAGUAAUUAUGUUAUAAAAGAUGACACAUCACCUCAGACUCAAGACUGGUGGUUUGAGUAUGACAGAAAAGAAUCAGACAAAAUGCUGUUGUUACCAGGAAAUGCUCAGGGCACAUUCUUGGUUAGAGAAGCCACAGACAAAUCUUCCUAUGUGUUAUCUGUACGUGACAGUGACAAGGCCAAUGGUGAUCCCUGCGUCAAACACUAUCGUAUACGUAAAAUGGAUGACGGAGGUUUCUUUAUUAGUGCCAAAAAAACUUUUAAAAGUCUCUUUGAUGUGAUUAAUCACUACAGAGAUAACUCUGAUGGGCUAUGCUGUAAGCUAACUGUGGCCUGUCCACGUAUUAGACCUGUUGUCCAGUUCAGAGAGUUGGAGAUCCCAAGAGAGGCAAUAAAACUGACCACAAAACUUGGGGCAGGUUGUUUUGGUGAAGUAUGGAAAGGUGCUUUGAGGAGGGUGGUAGAUGUGGCUGUGAAGACCUUAAAGCCUGGCACAAUGACACCUGAAGCUUUCCUGAACGAAGCCAAAAUUAUGCAUAAACUGACACAUCAAAAACUUGUACAGCUGUUGGCUGUGGUAUCAAGUUCAGAACCAUUUUACAUCAUCACAGAGCUCAUGGUCAAUGGCGCUCUGUUAGACUUUCUUCGCUCAGAUCAAGGGAAGAAACUCAAGUUUAAUGUACUUAUAGAAAUGAACUCCCAGAUAGCCGAAGGUAUGGCAUAUUUAGAAAGUGUAAAUUUUGUCCACCGUGAUCUUAGAGCAGCUAACAUCCUUGUUGGGGAACACUAUGAUGUGAAGGUUGCAGACUUUGGUCUUGCUCGCAUCUUAGAAAAUGAAGACAAUGUAUAUGAAGCUAAUGAAAAUACAAAGUUCCCCAUCAAAUGGACAGCACCAGAGGCAGCGCUAGAGAGAAAAUUCACCAUCAAGUCUGAUGUGUGGUCAUUUGGUGUCCUCAUGUAUGAAAUCAUAACCUAUGGAAAAGUUCCCUAUCCAGGCAUGGCUGGCUCUGAAGUUCUACAAAUGGUUGAGAAGGGGAGAAGAAUGAGUAAACCAACAAAUGGCCCCAUAGAAGUGCCGGACUCGUACUUCAACAUGAUGCUCAAGUGCUGGCACCGUAGCCCAGAGGAGAGACCCACCUUUGAAAGUCUUCAUAACUUCUUUGAUGAUUACUUCAUUAGCAUUGAGCCUAAUUACAGGGACAUGGAUGAAAUGUAAUGGACCCCGUUUCAUUAGUGAAAAAGAGAGGUUUAUUUUUAUGUUGUACAUUUUGUUGAAGACAAUUCUUGACUACAGCUUCAAAUUGAGAGAUAUAAUUCAUUUAAAAAAAAAUAGAAACUUACAAUAUGAAAUUUUUAUAGUUUUUUUAGUUUACAAAACACAAUGCUAUGCAUAUCUUAAACAAAAUAUAUAAUGUUAAUAAUAUGUUAUAUUGUUAUAUUUAUUGUAAGACAGUAUCAUAUUUCCCUUAGCAGUAGUCUUUUUUUUUAAAAUCAAGUUAAAAUUUAAAAAUUUGGAGUAUUAUAAGAACUGUAUAAAUAAACGUACUUAGUUUUGUAUUGAAGUUCUUAAAAUUGUAAAAUGUUAAACUGAUACCCAUAAAUUAUGAUAAGCAAAAAUUGGCCAGUCUUAUAAGGUUUAAUUUUUCUUGCACUUUCCCUAAAAUUAGUUGAUCCAUCCAUAAGUGUUUUCUUCUUUCAUUUAUUUUCAUGCUCCUCCCUGAAGUUCUCUUCUCUUCCCCUAAAUUUGUUCACUCAUCCAAUAAAUUAUCUUUUCCUCCUGUAAAUUGUCUUUUUCUCCCCUCAGUUAUAUUUUUCUACACUAAGUUGUCUUCUCUUCCCCUAGGUUGACUUACCUUCCCCCAAAAUUAGUGAACUCAUCCCUUUUAACUUUUCAACUGUCCAUACCCAUGCAAUAAUGUGUGUCAUAAAUGUUUAUGUUGAGCCCACUGUUAUGUGACUGAAAAAAAAAUGUUAGACUAGAACAUGACAAACUGCUUGUGAUCACACCUAUCUGGUGGUGUUGCCUUUUUUUUUUACUGUGCCUUUCAGUGGGUUUAUACAGCUUUCAUGUAGUUGUCUUUCCCUCUCAGUAGGGCUAUACAACUGUCAUGUAGUUGUCUUUCCCUUUUAGUGGGUCUACACAACUUUCAUGUAAUUGUCUUUCCUUUUAAGUGGGUCUUUCCUUUCCAUUUCUAAGAGUUAUACUCUAUAUGCAUAAUGCGCUGAACUUAAAAAAAACCACAGAAUUCUUUUAGAUUAAAAAAAACACACUUAAAAUAAACUCAGCAGUUGUGAGAGGGCCAAUUUAAAAAGUUAAAUAUUUUAAAGUAAAUAUUAGGUAAAACAAUACAAAUAUUUUGUCUGACUAACGAAUUAUAGGUAAAAUAGUAUCAUUUGAUUGUAAACCUACACAAAUAUUAUGUGAUCUUCAGCAAGCAUUUAUUUGUACUGGGAAAUGCAGCUGUUGUUGUUAGAAACCUCAUGCAUUCCUUAUUAGAUUCCUUGCAACCAAUAACAAAUUAUAUAGAGAGAACCCCUGCAGCAAUCUGUAUUUGUAACAAAUAACAAAUUAUAUAUAGAGAGAUAAAAAAGCCACUAAGCAACCUGUGUAGUCAUUGUUUACUUUUGUUUGUAAUAUUUUUACUAGUUCCCCAAACAUAAAUAGUCUAUAAUUAUUAACCCUCUCUUGAUUAAUGUGCAAAAUUUGAAUAGAUCUGAUUUAUAGGGAACUAAUGUAUUCUUGUAGUUUUUAAAUAGUUCUUUACCAUUUUCUUUAAUGAAUGAUACAAGCAUGGGUAAGGGUUUAAUAAAUUUUUAUACUGUGUACAUUCGUUUUAAAUAUCUGACUGCAAAUUUAAAAUCCAGAGUUCCAAUUUAAAAUCAAUGAAACUGUAAUUGGUAUAAUAUGAUCUAAUUUAAAGUGAUUCAAGAUUACAUUUUCUUUUACCAUAUUUAGAUUUAUUUUCAAGCUAGACUUGUACUGUUUUAUAUCACUAAAUUUGUAUUGAUCUAUUUUAAGAAAAUGUAAUACCUUUGGAAUCAUGAAGGGAUUCAACUCUUAAUAAUUACUUUCUAACAAUAUUUACAUCUGUUAUAUUAACUUUUAUAUUUCUACUUGUAUGUUGACUGUAAUUUACUUAUCAUUCCUUGUGUCUGUUUAAAUAUUAUUUCAUUUUUUUUUAAUGUAGCUCUACAUUUAGUUGUAAAAUUUUUGUACGAAAUGCUUUUCCAGAAUUUGUAUAAAAUACCCCAGGGUACUCUACAGUAGAUACAAAUAUGUUGGUUAUUAAGUUGAGUAACCAGAAAAGGAAUGCUAAAUCUGGUCACUUUAUUUACUGUAAGCAAUUUAAAUUUACCAUUUAAAAAAAAAUUACUGGAGUUUUUUGUGUAUGUAUUUUGAAUUUUUUUUUUACUUAUUGUAGCUUUGACCAAAUUUCAUAUUACCAAUCGGUAAUAUGAGACUUGUUUAAACUUGGCUCUAAUUCUAAUUUUUGUAGAAAUUUCUUUACUGAUUUUGUUUAAAGAUUGAACUUUUUACUCAUGUUAUUUAAAAAUAUAUAAACCUUUUUACGAAUUCUGUUUCAUGUUAUAAAACUAUCAAGGCUUUUGUUGCUUUCUGUGCCUUAUAAACUUGUAAAUGGCAAUAGUUUUUGGAGGUAGGUAUUUGGUUACAUUUUUUUAAAUGGAAUUUUUGCUGUGGUACACUUGGUUUAGUAGUUUGUAGACAUUUUUACUGCUGCUAAAAAUUAAACACAUUUGUUUAAUUAACAUUCUAAUGUUACUACAACUUAGUAAAUUUAAUUUUUUUUUAAUCAAUCACUUUUCUAAACUGUAAAAACAAUUUGAUUUUUCCUGCUGUUUCUUUGUGUGUUCAUAUAAUUUUUUUUGUACUUAAGUUUGUUUUCCAGCAUUAUUUCUUAAUAUUAAUUCAUUUUAAAAUUGUUCUUAUUAUGCUCAGUUGCCUUAUGAACAAUUUUCUUGCAAAAAUGUAAUUUUUUGUACAUUAUUGAAAUGUGACCAAUUUCUGUUGUGAAUCACUUUUUUUUUUUAAUUAUUAACAGGCACUCUUCCAUAACACAACAAUUUUUUGUCUAAAUAUUUUAGAUCCGCAAACAAUGUGUUGUAGAAAUGGAAUAUUUUUCAUUUUAUUUGUACAAUAAGACUUGACAAGUUGAUAUCUUGCAAUAUGUAAUUUCAUUCCCAUCAUGUAGCCAUUCCAUUUGCCAAUUUAAUUAAUUAAAAUGAUAUAAAACU
Messenger RNA from Physella acuta, 5109 nucleotides. RefSeq names its product tyrosine-protein kinase SRK2. Gene Ontology annotation, biological process: protein phosphorylation. The record is from RefSeq and is a predicted model, not a curated record. Gene Ontology annotation, molecular function: protein binding; protein tyrosine kinase activity; ATP binding. Lineage: Eukaryota; Metazoa; Mollusca; Gastropoda; Physidae.